AAGUAGCAGAUUCAUACAGAGACGAGAGAGAGAGAGAGAGAGAGAGAGAGGAUGCCGCGGUCGUUCCUACUGAAUAAGAAAAAGAAGAAACAGGGGGCAUGUGGAGGAUGGAGGUGGAGAGACCCAGAGCAGACAGACUGGAAAGAGGACAACAGAACAGUGUGUGAGAAGGCUGAGGUGCAGUCUACAACAGUCACCUGCCCUGACUUCCCUAAACCUGUGGUUCUGCCUGAGCCAGCAACCCCCUCUUCAGUAUCAGGACUAGUACCAGGACCAUUACCAGGGGAAGGACCAGAGGUCGGGCCAGACAGGGGCCAAGAUUGGUCCAAUCUCCUGUCCCGGACCAUGGGCCAGCACCAGGGUCAUUUCUACCACCCUGCUACACUGGCAUCCCGAGCCAAGCCCCGCCCCCGUGUACCUCCCGGCUCGGGUGACUUCCUGUGUUCGGUGUGUCACAAGGUGUUUCCCCUGCAGCGCAUGUUGACGCGUCACCUCAAGUGCCACAGCAUGGUGAAGAGACACCCCUGCCGCUACUGUGGCAAGGGCUUCAACGACACCUUCGACCUCAAGAGGCACAUGCGCACACACACAGGUAUCCGUCCGUACCGUUGUGAGCUAUGUGACAAGGCCUUCACACAGCGCUGCUCCCUUGAAUCCCACCUGAGGAAGAUCCAUGGCGUGCGCCAGCAGUACGCCUACCGCCAGCGCCGCUCCAAGAUCUUUGUGUGCGAGGACUGUGGCUACACGUCCAACCGUCCAGAAGAGUACUUCCUCCACGUGCGCCAGUGCCACCCAGGCAGCCCCGCCCUGCGGCGCUACUACCGUCGCCAGGCACACGAGGGCACCAACAACGUGCCCACCGAACACAAACUCAGUCCCUUCUUGAUGUAUCCCACUGGGUACUAUGUGGGUUGAUUUAAACUCCUGGGUGAAGAUUCGCUAAUAACAUUCAAGUGUGCUAUUCGGUUUCUGCCUUAGUCAAUUCCUUCGUUGUAACCUUGCCACAGAGCAGAAACAGGCUAGUAUCAACGCUAACACAUCAAUUUUACAGUAAGGUGAAUGGACAAUAUGUUUGGGGUUAUUCCCCACCCAGUCAGUGCCUGGCCAGAAGGCCAAAAUAACAUUGAAAAUCAUCAGCAUUGGUGUGGCUAUUUUAAAAACACCGCCCCCUGGUGUCCACUUUAGGUAAUGCAGAGAGAUUAAGGAGAGGGUGUGUCUGGUCAAUAGUCAACUACGGUCAAUGUUGAUUAAAGGUAUGUUUUUGUGGAUUGGUGACUUAUCGAUGUGUCCUUCAAAAUAAAUUGUAUCCCUGGCACACAUGCCUGUCCCUCCUCUCCUUGCCACCCAUCCUCCCACCUGUACAGUUACAAUCAUCCCAUGUUAUAUUGACUUGCAUGGGGUAUUGCUGCCGCAUGUUUGACGUUUCAUUAUGAUAUUGUGUUUUAAAGAUGUGCUGCAUAAAAUACCAAAUAAAUGUU
Molecule: messenger RNA, 1478 nt
Organism: Oncorhynchus masou masou (cherry salmon)
Lineage: Eukaryota; Metazoa; Chordata; Actinopteri; Salmoniformes; Salmonidae
Product: putative transcription factor Ovo-like 1
Exons: 4
Coding region: 52-915 (287 amino acids)
Biological process (GO): epidermal cell differentiation; regulation of transcription by RNA polymerase II
Cellular component (GO): nucleus
Molecular function (GO): RNA polymerase II cis-regulatory region sequence-specific DNA binding; DNA-binding transcription factor activity, RNA polymerase II-specific
Source: RefSeq, a predicted model, not a curated record